AUGGCUAAGACGUCCAAUCAAUUAGAUUUUGAUAGGCUAAUGAAGAUAGUAGAGAAGGUAGAUAUACGAGUAAAGGAAUACUUGGAGUUAGCUGGAUAUGAUAAGUGGUAUAGGAUUUAUGCACCAGUUCAUCGUGGUUGGUCAAUGACAUCGAAUAUCACAGAAAGUAUAAAUGCGGCAUUAGUUUCAGCAAGAGAAUUGCCAAUUUAUGAUUUUCUAGAGGAAGUUAGGCUGAUGUUUGGCAGAUGGAAUUGUGAUAACAAAAAAGAGGAAUCAUUCACAUUUACUCCCUUGAUUGGAAAAUUUCAGGAGAUACUCAAAAUCAAUGAAGUUUUUUCGUCAACUGAAUAUGUUCACAAUGUCAAUGAUAAAGGUAGAAAUUAUAUAGUUUGUCUUCAGAAGAAAAGGUAUACUUGUGGAAGAUUUCAGUAUGAAGAAAUACCACGUGAACAUGCUUGGGCUGUUUUGAAGUUCAAGAGUUUAGGAACAAAUGAGUUCUGCUCGAAUUUAUACACACCGACAAUAGUGUUGAAGACUUAUGGUUUUCCAAUAUACCCAUUGCCAGAUUAA
This is a messenger RNA of Solanum verrucosum, 570 nucleotides long. RefSeq lists its product as uncharacterized. Bases 1 to 570 code for a protein of 189 amino acids. NCBI's taxonomy places the organism in Eukaryota, Viridiplantae, Streptophyta, Magnoliopsida, Solanales, Solanaceae. The transcript has 2 exons. The record is from RefSeq and is a predicted model, not a curated record.